Molecule: messenger RNA, 2425 nt
Organism: Pipistrellus kuhlii (Kuhl's pipistrelle)
Lineage: Eukaryota; Metazoa; Chordata; Mammalia; Chiroptera; Vespertilionidae
Gene: ERGIC1
Product: endoplasmic reticulum-golgi intermediate compartment 1
Exons: 10
Coding region: 16-1026 (336 amino acids)
Biological process (GO): retrograde vesicle-mediated transport, Golgi to endoplasmic reticulum; endoplasmic reticulum to Golgi vesicle-mediated transport
Cellular component (GO): Golgi membrane; endoplasmic reticulum; COPII-coated ER to Golgi transport vesicle
Source: RefSeq, a predicted model, not a curated record
GGCCCGCGGCGUCCAAUGGGCCGCGCGGAGCGUCACUUCCCGCGGCGGCGGGGGGCGGGGGGCACCGGGGGCGGGGCGGCGGCGGCGGCAGCGGGAGGGACCCACGCGGCGCCGGGCCCGCUGGCCUGCAGCUCCCACCGCGGCGGCGGCACGAUGCCCUUUGACUUCAGGAGGUUUGACAUCUACAGGAAGGUGCCCAAGGACCUUACGCAGCCGACGUACACUGGGGCCAUCAUCUCCGUCUGCUGCUGCCUCUUCAUCCUCUUCCUCUUCCUCUCGGAGCUCACCGGAUUCAUAACCACAGAAGUGGUGAACGAGCUGUACGUCGAUGACCCGGACAAGGACAGCGGGGGCAAGAUCGACGUCAGCCUGAACAUCAGCUUACCCAACUUGCACUGCGACCUGGUCGGGCUGGACAUCCAGGAUGAGAUGGGCAGGCACGAAGUGGGGCACAUCGACAACUCCAUGAAGAUCCCGCUGAGCAACGGGGCCGGCUGCCGCUUCGAGGGCCAGUUCAGCAUCAACAAGGUCCCCGGCAACUUCCACGUGUCCACACACAGCGCCUCGGCCCAGCCCCAGAACCCGGACAUGACCCACGUCAUCCACAAGCUGUCCUUCGGGGACACGUUGCAGGUGCAGAACGUCCACGGAGCUUUCAACGCGCUGGGAGGCGCGGACAGACUCACCUCCAACCCCCUCGCCUCCCACGACUACAUCCUGAAGAUCGUGCCCACGGUUUACGAAGACAAGAGCGGCAAGCAGCGGUACUCUUACCAGUACACAGUGGCCAACAAGGAGUACGUCGCCUACAGCCACACGGGCCGCAUCAUCCCUGCCAUCUGGUUCCGCUACGACCUCAGCCCCAUCACGGUCAAGUACACAGAGAGACGGCAGCCCCUGUACAGGUUCAUCACCACGAUCUGUGCCAUCAUCGGCGGGACCUUCACGGUAGCUGGCAUUCUGGACUCGUGUAUCUUCACCGCCUCGGAGGCCUGGAAGAAGAUCCAGCUGGGCAAGAUGCACUGACCACCUGCCCGCCCGGCCGGCCAGGACCCUGGGCAGUGCCAGCCCCGCCUCCAGCGCCCCGUCUCCCCUGCCCUCUGUCUGGCCCAGGAUCUGGCUGCAUCCCAAAGUGGGGGUGGGGUGGGGGGAGGUAGCAGGUGGCUCAUGGCUCUGAAGCUACCUCUCUUCCCCAUGUUCAAUGUUAGAUGAAUUACGCUAAUGUCCUUUCCCCCGGGGGCCCCCUAGACCAGAGUCAGGCAAGGGGUGCUCGGGGAUGUUGGGGGCCACUCCUGGGAGGGCUGCGCUCCCUUCUCUCUUGUGGGACCAGCCCAGAUUCCUUGCGGACCAGCUCUCCGCCAGGCUUUGACAAUCUCUCAGCCCCCACCUCUUGGACGCACAAAUCCCUCGGUUUCCCCCACGGGCAGCCACCCGCAGGCCUGGCCUCGGCUCUGGGCCAGGCUGCCCAAACGCACCCUACCUGGAGCCUUCAACGAAGGAUGGUACUUCCCAGGCCGCCCCUGGGCUGUGGCGCUGGAGGGGGAACCCUCCCUUCAGCCACACCCUCUGCUGCCUGGCCCAGAGGCCUCACCCCACAGCUCUCUUUCUCUCCUCCCGAGUCACUGGGCGGUGGCGGGUUCCCCUUCCUCCACUCACCCCCCUCCUCUGGACCCCCACCGACGUGCCUCAGCCCCCCGCUGUGUGACAGCAGCGUCUCUGGGCGGAGGGGCUGGCUGUGACUGGAAUCGCCCUUUGAGAACCAGACAGGGUUUGUGCACCGGGUCAGGCGGGGCGCCCCUUUCUCUGCGGCCCUAAAACAAUCAUGUUGCGGCCUCUCCUCGCGGCUGCCAUCGGUCCCAAGGCCUUAGGAGGGGGAAGCAAAGCUGAUCCUCCCUUCCCCGUCUGGACGUCCACCUCCCGGCUGUGGAGGGACUCAUGCCCAUGGCCCUCACUGCAGCCUCAGGGUAGGCCUGUGGCCACUGAGCUUCCCAGGGGCUGGCCACACACCACGUUCCUGGUCCCUGGGGCGGUUCCACGGUCCCCCCACUUGCUCCUGAGGUGGGUCCCUUCCCCCUCCUCCCCUCUCAUCCUUCCCCUUCUGUCCUAAAAGGGAGGGCAGGGUCCAGGCGCCCUCCCCUGGGAAUUUCAGGUAUGCCCUGUCCCGGGGAGACGCAGUUGGCUUCCCAUUUAGACCAAGAUGGUUCGCAUACUUCUGUGAUGAAGGGGCGUGGGGGCCAGGAGCUGGAACUAUCUGUAGAGAGAGCUCGCGUCUCUGCUGUUUGUAAUCCUUGGCUCUGAAUUCCAGGAGAGCAGCUUCGCCGCUUGCGUAUGCGUUGACUGACGUGUGUUCGGUUAUUUCUGGUAUCUCUGACCACUUAGGUGGAUUUUUAAUUUUUUUUUUUUACACAUUCUGUUCCCCAGUGAC